AUGGCCGAUCCGGCAGUCCUGGAAAACCAACAGCUACCUCCCCUGGCUACUGAGAAUGGCGAUCGUGGGCCUGUUUCGGAGGUCUCCGCGAUGUCACAACUCGAUCAAGAUAUGGGCGAAGUCGAUGUGCAGCAACCGCGAGAGGCUCCCAGAAAAGAUGGUAUAGAUCCGCCAACCCUAUCAAAGAGCCAGUUGAAGAAAUUAAAGCGCAGGCAGUUGUGGGAGGAGCAGAAGGAGGAUCGCAAGGUGAAGAGGAAGGAAAAGCGACACAGUCAACGAGCGAGAAAACGAGCCGAGAGGGACGUGAAGAUCGCAGAGGCCAAGGCAGCGGGCUUGGAUCCUCUUGAGGUCCUCAGGAACGGACGGCCUACUCCUCACCCGAAAUGGGUGGUACCCCUCACCCUGAUCAUCGACUGCGACUUCGAAAAAUAUAUGAGCGAGAAGGAGCUGGUCUCUCUGUCGAGCCAGAUCACGCGAUCCUACUCAGACAACCGUCUCAGCAAGUACCAAACCCAUCUCUUCUUGAGCUCUUGGAAGGGGUUCUUGAAGACGCGGUACGAGACAGUUCUACAUGACAAUCACAAAAGAUGGAAAAACACAUAUACUGUGGAGGGCGACUUUCUCGAAGCCGCCAAAGCGGCACAUACCUUGAUGAAGGGAGCGGAUGGAGGAACACUGCCCGAGAUCUUGAAGCAAGGAUCACAACAUACAUCUAUAAAGGGUGAUGCCGACUCAACGCCCGUCCCAGAACCCGAGAUCGCUGAGGGCGAUGCUUCCGUGGUCUACCUCACGUCCGACUCACCAUACACACUUGAGAGGCUUGAGCCUUACACAAGUUAUGUGAUUGGAGGGAUCGUCGACAAGAAUAGGGAGAAAGGUCUCUGCUACAAAAUUGCGAGGGAAAAGGGCGUCCGGACAGCCAAGUUGCCGAUUGGAGAAUACAUGAUCAUGGCGAGCAGGCAAGUCCUGACAACAAAUCAAGUCGUUGAGAUUAUGACGAAAUGGCUCGAGUUUGGGGAUUGGGGGGUCGCUUUUGACGCUGCGAUACCGAAGAGAAAAGGCGGCAAGCUGCGCAGUGCGAGUGAAGACCAGGAUGAAGAGGGUGCAGAAGACGAUGGAGAAGUGGACGCAGAGGAUGGCGAAAACAACGGCGAUGAGGCCGUCGAGGUCACAGCUCGAGAGACGGAGGGCGCAGCAGAUGUCUAG
Molecule: messenger RNA, 1206 nt
Organism: Thyridium curvatum
Lineage: Eukaryota; Fungi; Ascomycota; Sordariomycetes; Thyridiales; Thyridiaceae
Exons: 1
Coding region: 1-1206 (401 amino acids)
Biological process (GO): tRNA N1-guanine methylation
Cellular component (GO): nucleus
Molecular function (GO): tRNA binding
Source: RefSeq, a predicted model, not a curated record